AUGCCUGCUGCCCUGAAAAUUGGGCAGAUCCUCAAGGGGAAGGUUGGCUGCUACUCAAUCUGCAAGCAGCUCGGUGCUUCUGUGUGGCUGGCAUCGGAUUGCAACCACGAACGAAAUGUCAUUUUGAAGUACGCAGACCACUGGCGUAUACGCAGUGAGCGAGAUGUUCUUCUACGAUUCCAAGAGCAGACACCACGUGUUCGACCCUUGCUUGAUGAGGUCGAAGGAGACGAGCAGAAUGACUUGAAGCUCAUUCUCAAGCAUCUCGAUGAAGACUUGCUGCACACUCUCGGCCACAGAGAGCUUACUCGAGCCGAGGUAAAACACAUUGGCAAAGGCGUCUUGGAAGCUCUUCGAGUCCUGCAUGAAGAUGGCUUUGUGCACACCGACGUGAAACCCAGCAACAUCCUCCUGAACUUCGACGAAACCGACAGCCAAAGAAUUACCGACGUGCAGUUGGCAGACUUGGAAGCUACAGUAUCCCAAGACUCGGAAUACGCAAAAGAUGGCGAAACAGCGGGCACAGCCAUCUUCAGAAGCCCAGAAAUGAGCCUUGGCGUGCCAUGGACCACGUCAACAGACAUAUGGUCGCUUGGCGCCACGCUUAUCAGCCUGAUAUAUGGAGGCGGUUUCCAUAUUUUCAGUCCCGGUGUUUCGAUUGAAGACGACCAGUAUGAUAUCGAGAUCUUGAGAAGACACCAUCAAUUCUUCGGACCAUUUCCUCACUCUUACAACGAAAUUGCCGACGAACGCCGCCUAAGCGCUCUCAUUUGGCUCAUGGACAGUACACCUACGGAGACACUCAUGCCGUUCUCUCGAAUCACCAACCGCGAGAUCAGCGAAGAGGACAAAGAAUUCAUUUUGAGAAUAAUGAAGCUGGACUAUCGCGACAGGCCAACAGCGAGACAACUGCUGGACGAUGAGUGGUUCAUUCCAAGCUAG
This is a messenger RNA of Zymoseptoria tritici IPO323, 942 nucleotides long. RefSeq lists its product as uncharacterized. Lineage: Eukaryota; Fungi; Ascomycota; Dothideomycetes; Mycosphaerellales; Mycosphaerellaceae. The coding region runs from base 1 to 942 and encodes 313 amino acids. The record is from RefSeq and is a predicted model, not a curated record. Gene Ontology annotation, molecular function: MAP kinase activity; ATP binding. The transcript is spliced from 3 exons. Gene Ontology annotation, cellular component: nucleus; cytoplasm. Gene Ontology annotation, biological process: protein phosphorylation; intracellular signal transduction.